ACUCAAGAUGGGGAGGGCGGGUAUUUUCAAACGUUUCUUUUUAAACCCAAGGCACUGUAAGGACAAGGGUAGAAAACUAGACGGCAAGGGGUUUGUCUCUGAAAUCGAGAAGGCAAAAAGGCGUCGUAGAUGCUGCACAAAGUAGAGAGAACUAGGUAAAGAAGGGUUGUGGGGCGUCCUUGUAAAACCCCAGCAGGAACCCAACGUCUAAAACCUCUGGCCGGCAAGGCGGACUUAAACUCGGAACGCAAUUUCGGCAACCGCAGUUUUCCCGCCGGAGCUCGGGUCUGAGCAGUCUUCCUCCUGCGCAGGCGCGGUACCACUUACAGAGCAUGGAAGCGGUGGCUUUUCUGUGCUUAGCAGCGGCGGUCCUAGGAUGGGGCUUCCUCUGGGUUUGGGACUCUUGGGAACGCAUGAAGGGUCAGAAGCCGGCUGGCUUGCCGGGAGAUGGAAGCAGGACCCUCCUGGUGAUCGCGCACCCCGACGAUGAAGCCAUGUUCUUUGCUCCCACUGUGCUAGGCUUGGCCCGCCUGAGGCACCGGCUGUCUUUGCUCUGCUUCUCUGCAGGAAAUUACUACAAUCAAGGGGAGAUUCGUAAGAAAGAACUUUUGCAGAGCUGUGAUGUUUUGGGGAUUCCACCCUCCCGCAUAAUGAUUAUUGACAACAGGGAUUUCCCAGAUGACCCAGGUGUGCAGUGGGACACAGAGCAUGUGGCUAGCACCCUCCUCCAGCACAUAGAAGUGAACAGCAUCAACCUGGUGGUGACUUUCGACGCAGGGGGAGUGAGUGGUCACAGCAACCACGUUGCUCUAUACGUGGCCGUGAGGACCCUGCAUUCAGAAGGGAAGUUACCUAAAGGGUGUUCCGUGCUCACACUUCAGUCAGUGAAUGUGUUACGCAAGUAUAUCUCCCUCCUGGACCUGCCCUUUACUCUGCUUCAGACCCGGGAAGUGCUCUUUGUGCUCACCAGCAAAGAAGUGGCACAGGCCAAGAAAGCCAUGUCCUGCCACCGCAGCCAGCUGCUCUGGUUCCGCCGCCUCUACGUGCUCUUCUCCAGGUACAUGAGAAUCAACUCUCUGCACUUCCUCUGAAGCCUUGAAGAGCUUUCCGGUCCGCAGAAGAAAGGGAGAAGAACGAGCCCAGGAAGCCUGGCGCCUGGCCGUGAGCUGGCUCGCCUCCCCGGGGCCGAGGCAGACAGAGCUCUGCUCAUACAUGCCGUGAGCCUCUAACAUAUUGGGGGGGGGGGGCGGGUGCGUGCUGCCCAACGGGUUGUCCAAGCUUGAACUACUUCGUCUGGGGGGGAAAAAAAAACCUACAGCAGCCCAAACCAAACAAACCCAAGGGUAAUAAUAGCCACCCUGCUAGAUCCUCAAGUUGUCGUGAAAAACAGGUUAUGUAAGGGCACAAUGUAUGUCAAACACAUAGCACAGAGCCUGCUAGGAUUACAAAUGAAGGCAAAAGUGUGCUGACAUCAUCACUUCACAGAGGCCAUGAUGUAGUAUUUUUACAUCGUUUCCAAAGCAGGCUUGCCACACACACACACACACACACACAGUCUUUAUUGAACUAGUUCAACCAUAAUUCCUUUGAUUAACGUUGUGGCCUAUGUGUCAGAUUUGAAUCUAGAGGAAGUUCUCCAUUUAGCAUCACGGUCCUUAAAUUGGGGCUCCCAAGGCCCCAACCCUGUGCCCAGCAUUUCAUACUGAGACUGGUAUGAUGUGGGCCCUGCCCUGAAGGAGCUUACAAUCAAAUACCUCACCUCCCAGGCUUCUGGGGAAAGCCAGAAAAAGGAAGACAAAUCUGGAACUGUUUUUUCUUUGUGUUUCGUGUUUUGUUUUUUGUAACACUCAAAAAGCGGAUGUCUUUUUUUUUUUAAUAUUUUUAUUUAUUUUUGAAGGAGAGAGAGAAACAGAGCAUGACUGGGGGAGGAGCAGAGAGAGAGGGAGACACAGAAUCCAAAGCGGGCUCCAGGCUCCAAACUGCCAGCACAGAGUCUGACGUGGGGCUUGAACUCACAAACCGUGAGAUCAUGACCUGAGCCCAAGUCGGACGCUUAACCGACUGAGCCACCCAGGUGCCCCAAAAAGCGGAUGUCUUAAAAUUGUGCUACAAACAAAAAGACUCUGAGGCGUCUGGCUUGGAAGCUACUCCCACAGUCCAGCUACUGGUCCAGGGAGGUGGCCUGAGGCAGGGAACUGCAGCCGUGAAGAGCUGGGGCUCCGCGUGCUGGUGAGCCUGGGUGUGAGGCCAGACUUACCAGCAGCAUAACCACGGAUAAGGUGUUUGGACCUUUCUCUGCCUCCAUUGUCUCCUCUGCAAAAUGGGGGACCGUAAUGGUACCCACCUCGGAGGAGAUGACGCCUGGUAGACGCAUGGAAAGGGUCCGGCAUGCAGUCGGGGCUCAGGAAAGAUGAGCGGCUGGCAUUCUGAGGUCUACAGAGUAAGCAGGCGUAAAGCAGAGGGACUAGAAUGUACGUUCAAGUCCCGACACAGAAAGGCUCUCGGUGUGCGUUGUCCAGUGGGUGGCCUCUUUGCCUGCCCGAAGGCCCGCAAUUGCUGUCUCCAUAGCAACAGGUUAGAGACCUGCUCACUGGAGCUCUCUUGAAUGCCUCCUAGGGGCCAAAAGGGACCGAAAGGGCUAUCAGGCCCUGAAGCUGGAAUCGAAAUGCAAGUGUGGUUAUGUUUUCUGUCUACUUAAGAUCUGUCAAAAGCUCCUAGUAGCCUCCCGAUGAAACCGUGACAAGAAAUAAGCCACUGAUGCUGGUUAGAGCGUGGGGGCCAGGCUGCCUCCUGUCCUACUGCUGGCAAGACGGGCACUCAACCAGCUUCCCUGGACUGCGAGUCUCAUUAUGUGUUAAGAGCUUAUAAAAUACCCCUAUUGGGGCGCCUGGGCGACUCAGUUAAGCAUCAGACUUUGGCUCAAGACGAAGAGAGAGAGACAGAGAUAUAUAGAGGUAUCUCUCCAAAAUGUAAUUACUGGGGUGCCUGGCUGGCUCAGUUGGUAGACCGUGUGACUCCUGAUCUCGGGGUAUCAGGAGUUCAAGCCCCAUGUUGGGUAUAGAGCUUGCUUGAAAAAAAAAAAAAAAAGGGAAUUUCUAAUUAGUAAGCUUCUCUUUCUAAAAUGAACAUUUAUCGGGGAUCCUGGGUGGCUCAGUUGGUUAAGCCUCCGACUUCUGCUCAGGUUCGUGAGUUUGAGCCCCACAUCGGGCUCUGUGCUGACAGCUCAGAACCUGGAGCCUGCUUCUGAUUCUGUGUCUUCCUCUCUCUCUUCCCCUCCCCUGCUCACACUCUGUCUCUCUCUGUAUUUCAAAAAUAAAUAAAUGUAGAAAAAAAAAUUAAAAUGAACAUUUAUUAUUUUAAAGGAUUUUGUUGUUUAUGAAUGGUUAUGAUGUUCUAGUACACUUUUGAUAUAAUGUGAAGUUUUUAAAAAAUGUGUGUAUCCAGGAUAGUCUGGAUUUUGUAUGGAAAUGAUUCAUUAGAGAAAAACUGGCUAAUACACUGCUGACAGA
Leopardus geoffroyi (Geoffroy's cat) is the source of this 3509-nucleotide messenger RNA. RefSeq names its product phosphatidylinositol glycan anchor biosynthesis class L (gene PIGL). Bases 333 to 1091 code for a protein of 252 amino acids. Gene Ontology annotation, biological process: GPI anchor biosynthetic process. The transcript has 7 exons. The record is from RefSeq and is a predicted model, not a curated record. Gene Ontology annotation, cellular component: endoplasmic reticulum. Lineage: Eukaryota; Metazoa; Chordata; Mammalia; Carnivora; Felidae. Gene Ontology annotation, molecular function: N-acetylglucosaminylphosphatidylinositol deacetylase activity.